CGGUACGCUGUUAUGUAUGGCUGCGCAUGCGCGAAUUCAUUGCGAUAAAGUGUCAUAAGUAGCAAAACUCGAGCGCUUUGACGCCUUCCGUUUCGCGCAACCUGCAGUGUUUCAAACCUUGCGCGCCCUCGCAGCUUUGAAAGCUCGGUCGGGUUUGAUUCGUGUCAUUACAGCCGCAUUAGCAUAGCAUUAGCUUCACCUUUCGUAUGAACGUUUGGGGGGUGGGAGUGACUGCUGGUCCGUGAGCGAGCAGCGUGUCCGGGGCUUUGCAUCCUGCGAAAAGUGCAACGGCGCUUGUGCGUGUUGUGCGUCUGCGAAGCGUUUUCCUCCGUUCGAGCAUGAAGCGAGGCAAGAAGGCAGAAGAGGCGACUGCAGAAGGGGACAAUGACGCCGCAGCAGAAAGUACUCCAAAGAAAGCCAAGAAAUCUAAGGAACCAGAAGCCCCCGUUUUGUACGAAGACCCCCCGGACAAAAUGACCAGCAAAGAUGGACGCGACGCCAACAUGAAGAUCACCUCCUGGAAUGUGGACGGACUGAGAGCUUGGGUGAAGAAGAACGGCCUGAGUUGGGUGCGUGAGGAGAAUCCAGACAUCCUGUGCCUGCAGGAGACCAAGUGCGCGGAGAAAAACCUGCCCGCUGACAUCACGUCCAUGCCCGAGUACCCGCACAAGUACUGGUGCGUGUCGGACGACAAGGGGGGCUACGGCGGCGUGGCCGUGCUUUGCAAAACGGAGCCCGUCAAAGUGACUUACGGCAUCGGUAAAGAGGAACACGACAAGGAAGGUCGCGUCAUCACCGCAGAGUUUCCCACCUUCUACCUGGUGACGGCCUACGUACCCAACGCCGGCAAAGGCCUGGUGCGCUUAGAUUACCGCAAGACCUGGGAUGUGGAUUUCCGCGCCUACUUGAGCGAGCUGGACGUGCAGAAGCCCCUCGUGCUGUGCGGCGACCUCAACGUCGCCCACCGGGAGAUCGACCUGAAGAACCCGAAGGGCAACAAGAAAAACGCCGGCUUCACCCCGGAGGAGCGCGAGGGCUUCGACCAGCUGCUGGAGGCCGGUUUCGUCGACAGCUUCCGCGAGCUCUACCCCGAGCGGGCCAACGCGUACACCUUCUGGACCUACAUGAUGAAUUCCAGGUCAAAGAACGUGGGCUGGCGGCUCGAUUAUUUUGUGCUGUCGUCAUCCCUGGUGCCCGCUCUGUGCGACAGCAAGAUCCGCAACAAAGCCGUGGGGAGCGACCACUGCCCUAUUACGCUGCACGUUGCCGUGUAGCCUUUAUGCACGUUCACUAGUAGCUUAGGUGCUAAGUUUAGAAAUGCCCUUUUGGCCUUUUUCUGUUCGUCACCCAAAUCCAAGCUAGAAAAACUCAAUUCCUCUU
Molecule: messenger RNA, 1380 nt
Organism: Phycodurus eques (leafy seadragon)
Lineage: Eukaryota; Metazoa; Chordata; Actinopteri; Syngnathiformes; Syngnathidae
Gene: apex1
Product: APEX nuclease (multifunctional DNA repair enzyme) 1
Exons: 5
Coding region: 339-1274 (311 amino acids)
Biological process (GO): base-excision repair
Cellular component (GO): nucleus
Molecular function (GO): DNA-(apurinic or apyrimidinic site) endonuclease activity; double-stranded DNA 3'-5' DNA exonuclease activity; phosphoric diester hydrolase activity
Source: RefSeq, a predicted model, not a curated record